AUGGCUGAACACAUGCUUAUCAUGGGUGUCACUAGACCAAAUGGCAAGGAACACUUCAUCGCUGCUGCAUUCCCAUCAGCAUGCGGUAAAACCAAUUUAGCUAUGCUUGAGCCUACUAUUCCUGGAUGGAAGGUUCGAUGUGUAGGUGACGAUAUUGCCUGGAUGAAAUUCGGGGAUGAUGGCAAGCUCUACGGUAUCAACCCUGAAGCUGGCUUCUUUGGAGUAGCACCAGGUACUUCAAAUAAGACCAACCCUAUGGCUGUGGCUACAUUCCAGAAGAAUUCUAUCUUUACCAACGUAGGAGAAACUGCCAAUGGCGAAUACUUCUGGGAAGGUUUAGAAGAUGAAAUUAAGGACAAGGUAAAGGGAUGCUGGAUUUCUUUUACAUCAAUGUACGUAGCGCUUUAAGA
This is a messenger RNA of Strongylus vulgaris, 410 nucleotides long. The record is from the annotation of a GenBank genome assembly. NCBI's taxonomy places the organism in Eukaryota, Metazoa, Nematoda, Chromadorea, Rhabditida, Strongylidae.